This is a messenger RNA of Aspergillus terreus NIH2624, 834 nucleotides long. RefSeq names its product ribose-5-phosphate isomerase RKI1. The record is from RefSeq and is a predicted model, not a curated record. NCBI's taxonomy places the organism in Eukaryota, Fungi, Ascomycota, Eurotiomycetes, Eurotiales, Aspergillaceae. Gene Ontology annotation, molecular function: ribose-5-phosphate isomerase activity. Gene Ontology annotation, biological process: D-ribose metabolic process; pentose-phosphate shunt, non-oxidative branch. The coding region runs from base 1 to 834 and encodes 277 amino acids. Gene Ontology annotation, cellular component: intracellular membrane-bounded organelle. The transcript is spliced from 2 exons.
AUGUCGAACGCAAUCGAAGAGGCCAAACGCGCGGCCGGCAAGGCCGCCGUGGACAACCACUACCCCAAGGACGCCAAGUUCGUCGGGAUUGGUAGUGGCUCUACCAUCGUCUACGUGGUCAAGGCUAUCAAGGAGUCGGGUAUUGACACCUCUAAGACCAAAUACGUGCCUACGGGGUUCCAAUCCAAGCAGCUGAUCGUCUCGAAUGACCUGACGGCCAUCGACUUCGAUUCGCUCCCGGAGGGAACGGUGCUGGAUGUGGCAUUCGAUGGUGCGGACGAAGUCGAUGACGAGCUGAACCUUAUCAAGGGCGGUGGUGCCUGUUUGUUCCAGGAGAAGAUCGUGGCCCUCCAGGCCAAGGAGUUCAUUGUUGUUGCUGACUCGCGCAAGCUCCAAUCCCGUCUCCUCUCCAACUGGAAAUAUAUCCCCAUUGAAGUCGCUCCCAUCGCCGCUCACCGCGUCCUCUCCGCCCUCAAGGAACUGGGCAGCAUCAACCCCGUUGUUCGGGUGCCGCCUGGGUCCUCUCCGGAGCUUCCCAAGCCGGGUCCUCUCAAGACCGACCAAGGCUUUUUCAUCAUCGACGCCCCGUUCCAGACGCUGCUCACGCAGGGCGAUGUUGCCGCUGGAAAGGACGGCAGCGGAAAGGGCGGUGUUUGGGAGGUCGAUGCUCUGUCUCGCGCUAUCAAGCAGAUCCCCGGUGUGUUGGACGUGGGCAUCUUCUCUGGCGUGACGGGUCCUCAGGCUCAGGCUGCCGGAGGCAUCGGCGGUCAGAAGCCCAUUGCCGCCUACUUCGGCAUGCCCGAUGGCUCCGUUUCGGUCCGGAAGGCCGCUUGA